Messenger RNA from Perognathus longimembris pacificus (Pacific pocket mouse), 576 nucleotides. It is a transcript of the gene Cxcl8, whose product is annotated as C-X-C motif chemokine ligand 8. The record is from RefSeq and is a predicted model, not a curated record. The coding region runs from base 1 to 576 and encodes 191 amino acids. Lineage: Eukaryota; Metazoa; Chordata; Mammalia; Rodentia; Heteromyidae. Gene Ontology annotation, molecular function: CXCR chemokine receptor binding; chemokine activity. Gene Ontology annotation, biological process: neutrophil chemotaxis; antimicrobial humoral immune response mediated by antimicrobial peptide; chemokine-mediated signaling pathway. The transcript is spliced from 4 exons. Gene Ontology annotation, cellular component: extracellular region.
AUGACUUCCAAGCUAGCCAUGGCGGUGUUGGCAGCCGUCCUGCUGGCUGCGGCGGGGCGUGAAGCUGCAACUCUUGGAAGCAAAGCUUUAGAACAUGGAUGCCAGUGCAUAAAGACUCACUCCACACAGGUCCAUCCCAAAUAUAUCCAAGAAUUGAGAGUGAUUGGGGCCGGACCACACUGUUCCAGCACAGAAAUCAUUGUGAAGCUCGUUGAUGAGAGAGAGCUGUGCCUGUACCCCAAGGAAAAGUGGGUGCAGAGGGUCGUGGAUGCAUUUGUGAGGCGGUCAGUAUUCGAGAUUUUAGAAAUUCGUUCUUUGUUCUUAGAUUCGGCCUACAAAUCGUUUUUCUAUGAAGCCCGCUCCCCCAGUGAGAGCCAGGGAGGGCUCUAUGGAGAAGCAGGUGCAGGGCAGCAGGCGUUUGUCAGCGCUGUGGAAGCACUUCCCCGCAAGCCGGAGCAAAGUCGUCUCCCAGGCACGUGGAACAGACGCCCUGCCUUUGAUUCCCAGCUGCCUGGCUCCACGUGUCAUCUCGUGGACAGAGACGGCAUUCGAAUGAGUGAACUCACAGUUCCUUGA